AUGCGGCUGAGCUCAUGCUUGCAGCGUUCUCUCUUCCCAUUGGCAAGCCGUUUAUCCAAUCCUGUUCUUGGAAAGUCUCCAAAAACAUUAACGGCUGACGAGGCUGUGUCCAUGAUUGAUUCUGGCGACAAUAUAUACGUUCAUGGACAUGCUGCCACCCCAACAGAAUUGCUUUAUGCAUUGGGCCGUCGCAUUGAUUCUCAUGGAAUUUCAGUCAAAUUGAUUCACAUUCUUCUAUGUGGAAAGAGCCCCCUGUUCGACAAAAAAUAUGCUGAGAAAGCACGUUCCAACUGCUUGUUUCUCUGCAACAAUACUAGGAAGCUCGUCAAGGAAGGUAGAAAUCCUCUCUUCAUUCAUUAA
Molecule: messenger RNA, 360 nt
Organism: Cooperia oncophora
Lineage: Eukaryota; Metazoa; Nematoda; Chromadorea; Rhabditida; Trichostrongylidae
Source: the annotation of a GenBank genome assembly